Molecule: messenger RNA, 1446 nt
Organism: Clonostachys rhizophaga
Lineage: Eukaryota; Fungi; Ascomycota; Sordariomycetes; Hypocreales; Bionectriaceae
Source: the annotation of a GenBank genome assembly
AUGUUGGAAUCACCGGCCCUCAAUAUGUCACCCAUCAGGAGAGUUGCAGUCAUCGGUGCUGGUCCGUCUGGGGCCGCAGCCGCGGAAGCACUGAAACAGGCUCAGGCCUUUGACGUGAUUCGAGUCUUUGAGCGUAGAGGCGAGGUGGGCGGCGCAUGGAAUUUUGACCCAGCGCCCAAUGUACCUAUAGCAGAUCCUCUGGUUCAUCCCAGUGCAGCAGAUCCUCCACUACAACCGCCGGCUGAACUCCCAGCCACUACGCCAAAGAGUUCGACAGAGAGAUGGAUCACAGCGCCUGUAUACGAGAAUCUUACCACCAACGUCAACGUUGAAAUAAUGACAUAUACCUAUCUUCAUUUCACUGACGUAGACAAAACACCCCUGGCAGAAGACCAUGAUCCAAUGUUUCCUUCUGCAGCCCGGGUGUUAAACUAUAUCCAAACUCUCCAUAACAGGCACUCGGACUACUUGGUCCUAAAUACUACCUUGGAAAGGGCAGUCAAACAAGAUAAUGAAUGGCAUUUGACGUUGAGACAGGCGGAUAACGAAACAGACUACUGGUACGAAGAGUCUUUCGACGCUCUUGUCGUCGCCACUGGCAUCUAUUCUGUCCCUAGAAUACCAGAUAUCCCAGGGCUCCAUGACUACAAUCGCAGCUUUCCAGGGAGGGCAUUACACUCUAAGUACUUCCGGUCGGUAGAAGGUUUCAAAGCUCAGUCGGUCUUGGUAGUCGGAAACGGCAUAACUGCACUUGAUCUCAUCCGGGACCUCAUGCCAGUGGUAUCAAAGCUUACAGUUGCUCACCGAUCUCCCAGCUGGAUGUAUCCCACGUCCCUGGUGGGGGUUCCUGGGAUAUCUGCUCGUUCCCAGCUCCAACGUCUGGACCCGGAAAAUGGGGACUGUUUCUUCGCAGACGGAGGACCUCCCUUCCGCCCAGACGCCAUUAUCUUUGCCACGGGAUAUCAUGUUUCAUUUCCGUUCUUAUCCCCGCCGUACGCUAGCCACAAUCACGGUAGCUCCUUGGCCGCGGAUUGGGUCCCUGGAACGUAUCUACACACAUUCCAUCAACAGGACCCAACAUUAUCCUUUGUCGGGCUCGUUCAAAACAGUGUUUCAUUUCGAAUUUUCGAGUAUCAAGCGGCUAUUGUCGCAGCAUUUCUUGCGGGAAGACUCAAACUACCUGUCUUGGAAGAAAUGCAACGCUGGGAGAAAGAGCGGCUGGAAGAAGUGAACAACAACUCAGCCCUGUUUCACUACAACAAAUACCCAAACAGCGUCGAGUUCCUAAACCAGUUGCAUGCCCUGCUGCAGCAGACCACUGGGCCUGGGCUGCAGCUUCACAGUUGGCAAGAUGAAUGGACCCCGAAAUACAUAGCAGGCAUUGAGGAGAGGAAACGCAGGGUUGAGAACCUAAAGACUCUCCACAUCACCGGAACUGUAUUGUAA